Electrophorus electricus (electric eel) is the source of this 1166-nucleotide messenger RNA. RefSeq lists its product as uncharacterized. Lineage: Eukaryota; Metazoa; Chordata; Actinopteri; Gymnotiformes; Gymnotidae. The record is from RefSeq and is a predicted model, not a curated record.
CUGCAGAGUAAAGGCAAAUGUGCUUUUGGUAGAAUAUUUUGGACAAAUUAUCCAGCAGCAAAUUAUCCAGCAGCACCUCAGUGAACUAAACCUUUAUGCACAAAUCAUAACAUGUAUUCAUUACUGACAUUGUAGUACUGGUAACUUUGUCUCACUUUACAACCUGUUCAUAAUGUUGAAAAUCUGCAGGACUCAUUAUCACAGACACCACUGACGCUUCGCGCACAGCAUCCUCCAUUAACACAAUCUUACCCCCACGCAUGUCCACCACAACAGAGGCCUCACCCACAUUCACCUCUGACUCAUCGAGUCUUAGCACAGCCUCACCCACACUCACAUCCACUGAAGCAGGUUCUUGCUCCACAUGUGAAUCCUCUGUAACAGUAAAAAAAAUAGAAAGUAAACAUGCAUUGCUAGUGACGUUUGAAGAGUUUAAUAAAAAUAAUUGCCCCAGUAAACCCUACUUUAUGAUACUCAAGAAUAACGCUUCCAAUAAAACGAUAACCAGUGCAACGAUAAACAUGACUGAGAGUAUUUUCGAGAUACCACUUGAGAAAUUGGAGCCUUGCCAAUAUUAUAAUGUCAGUUUAAACCAUACCUGUACACUCAAGAAGAACAUAAUUUCGUCAAAUGUUACUUACUGGGAUAAACCUACUUUCAAUUUUACCAAAAAUGUCAGCAGCGAAUUCUAUUGGACAAAUAGAAAUGAAACAUGCGCUGGAGAUGUUACAUUCAGCUGCGACUCCAUUGCAAGACCAUAUAAAGAAAAUGAACAUGUUAAACUGGAACCUUACCAUAAUUACUCUUGUAAUGCCACAUACGCUUUCUUUGCCCCUGAGACAUUUCCAGUUUACUUUGAAUGUGAGUGGAAAAAUAGUAGUGAACCUAAGCUCGAGGCAAGUACUAAUAGCAUUAUGGCAUCAUGGAGUUUAACAAGCCCAAACUGUGAUGAGCAAAAGGUUACCUAUAAUGUCACAUGUGAGAGUAAACAAGGAAAAACACAUUCAUGCAAUUGGAACCAAAAUCCGAAUUCCUGUAAUGUGCCUGCAUUGGAAUUUGAUAGCCAUUAUACAUGUACAAUUCGUGUUGACUAUAACAACAGCAAAAAUGUCCACAAUAUAACAAUGGCUGUUGAAACACUGUCUGGAAGUAAGUAUGACAUGUAA